AUGGCAUCAUGCCUUUAUGAAUGUCUUUGUGAGGCAGAACUUGAAAAAUACUAUCCCCAUUUUGCUGCCUUUGGUCUUCAGAAGAUUGAUGAGCUUGCCAAAGUUUCCAUGAAAGAUUACACCAAACUGGGGGUCCAUGACAUGAAUGACCGCAAACGACUCUUUCAGCUCAUUAGGAUAAUCAAAAUUAUGCAAGAGGAAGAUGUUGCAGAUUUAAGCAAGCAAGAUUUUCAGUCAAAAGGCCUUUUCAUUCAGCCUCAGGUGACCAGAUCGGGUCCCCGUAGACAGCUGCAUUUUGAGUCCUUCUUUGAAGAGAAUGGUGAGACAGAUAAAGACUGUGAAUCUGAAUCAUAUGGUUCAUCUGAUUCCAGUGCCAAUGAAGAGAAGAAUGGUGCAGGACAUAUUCAACCACAUGAUUCAGAGCUGGUCAGAUUAACUAGAAGAAACCUAAAUAUUUCUGGAAUACGCACAAAAAAGGACGUCAGCUGUCCAACAGUUUCUGAUGAUAUUGCUUCUCUACUGGGGGAUUCUGAAACUCCAAUUAUACAAAGAAUAACUCAUGUUUCAGGGUAUAAUUAUGGACUACCUCAUUCCUGUAUCAGAUCCACUGCUUCUGAGAAAGAGUCCCCAUGGACAGAGAGUGAAAAAAUCAGAGUGUGCGUCCGAAAGCGUCCCCUAGGCCUGAGAGAGGAGCGACGUGGAGAGGUUAAUAUAAUCACAGUGAAAGAUAAAGAAACCCUACUUCUUCAUGAAAAGAAGGAGGCAGUUGAUCUCACCCAAUAUAUUUUACAGCAUGUUUUUUAUUUUGAUGAAGUCUUUGGGGAGUCAUGUACCAAUCACGAUGUGUAUAUGAAGACAGCUCAUCCUCUCAUUCAGCAUAUUUUUAACGGAGGCAAUGCAACCUGCUUUGCAUAUGGGCAGACUGGUGCUGGCAAGACUUACACUAUGAUAGGUACUCACCGGAACCCAGGACUCUAUGCCUUGGCUGCCAAGGACAUCUUUAGACACCUGGAAGCGUCACAGUCAAGAAAAGAUCUCCUUGUUUUGAUCAGUUUUUAUGAGAUCUACUGCGGACAGCUUUAUGACCUGCUAAAUGGAAGGAAGAGACUUUUUGCAAGAGAAGAUAGCAAGCAUGUUGUUCAGAUAGUUGGCCUGCGAGAGGUUCAGGUGGACUCUGUAGAUCUACUGUUGGAGGUGAUUUUGAAGGGGGGGAAAGAACGUAGCACGGGAGCCACUGGAGUCAACUCAGAUUCCUCUCGAUCACAUGCUAUUAUCCAAAUCCAAAUUAAAGACACAGCCAACAGGACAUUUGGAAGGAUAUCAUUCAUUGACUUGGCUGGCAGUGAAAGGGCAGCUGAUGCCAGAGACUCUGAUCGACAAACAAAGAUGGAAGGAGCAGAAAUAAACCAAAGCCUUUUAGCACUCAAGGAAUGCAUUAGGGCACUGGAUCAGGAACAUGCUCAUACUCCGUUCCGGCAAAGCAAGUUAACUCAGGUGCUAAAGGAUUCUUUCAUUGGCAAUUCCAAGACGUGCAUGAUAGCCAAUGUAUCACCCAGCCACAUAGCUACAGAGCACACCCUGAACACUUUACGAUAUGCUGACAGGGUCAAAGAGCUGAAGAAAGGGAUAAAGUGUUCUAUCCCUGCCACAAACAGGCGUCCAGCAGCUGGAAUUGUAUCUCCAAAACGUGUCCAAAACCCUGGAGAAAAGAGUUCUCCAAAGAAAGUGAAGCUAGGCCUUCAGCAUCCCACAAAUGUUACAAAAGCAAAGGCAUUCCAGCCACCCAGUGUCUCUUCUACCUCUUCUCCCAGGGGAAUCAGCAAAGGACAUGCCUGCAAAGGAAAUCCCAACUCACCAUGGUUCCACCACACCAGCCCAGUCAAGGGAGUCCUACAGAUGGUACAGCCCCUGAAGAAGAAAACUGAUGAUCUGUCCUCCCUCUCUGAAAAGAACCCCACUGUGAAGGAUUUCAUUGUCAAAAAUGAUGCCACAGCAGAAACAAAAGAAAGUGCCCAGGGAGAGAAGUAUAUGCAAGACAGACCACCUGUCCAGUGCCUGAAAGUCCAGACAGUGCAACCUGUUGAGAAACAGCUUGUUUCUAGAGAUGGUGUUUCCUUUGGAGAGGGAAAUCUGCCUUCUGAUGCCAGACAGGAGUGGGAAAACACCUUUUCUAAACAAUGUGUUGACACCUGGACCAAUCUUCCACCAUUUCAGAAGGAAAGGGAAGAGCACUUACGUCUUUAUCACCAGCAGUUUCAGCAGCCACCUAUUCUACAGCAAAGAGUGAACUAUCAGCCUCUGGAGAGGUUUUUAAUGCAAUACAAGCCUCAGGAGAUGGAAGUGAAGCAGGAGCUGAGCCUUCCUCCCACAGAAAUACAGAGCAACGAGGGGAUGCAGCUGGAAGAUCUGGAUGACAGUGAUUUCAGUGAAGAUUCAUUCUCACCUGUCUGUAGUCAAAAGAGUGUGAAAAGAAAAAAUGCCAACAAAUGCAGUCAACAUUCAUUUUUCCUUCAUCAAAGAGAACAAGGAACUGAAGAAGAGCAAAAAGGUCCAAAGCGACAGGAUUUAUUUUUUAAGUAUGCAAUAUCCAUGCAAGAACAAGAACCAUGUGGCAGCUGGGAUUGCAGUGAGGGCAGCCCAAAGAGACAGGAAUCCAUUAAAAAUACAGGCUGCAGCAAAACCCCAUCAGACUGGAGCUAUGACUUAACUAUUAAGUCUUCUUCAAGCAAUACUGCAGAAAAACCUUACUGCCUGCAGGAGGGUCCUGCUAGUAACUGGAAAAAUGGCAAAGAUUUUCUAGCUGAUCACAAACAGUACAAAUCCAAACACAGACACCUGGUUUACUCCAGUGAAGCCAGCUUAAUUCCAGAAAAGGAUGCUUCAAACUCAUAUGCUUCUCCUGUGUUGAAAUCAGCAGCUCUGGAGUGCAAAGAGAUUGACCUCCAGCAUGAAGAGAACGAGGAAUCAGCUUCAGACAGACAGGCUGCCCUUGCAGAUGUAAAAUGGAAAGCUCAGAAAAAGGGAGUUAACCAUUGUGGAUCUUCUAGUUGUUACUCUGAAUUCACUUCUGACCUAAUGGCCCCUCUCAAGGCAUCUCUUCUUAACUCUAAGGAAACAACUGAUAGAGAGGAGGUGUCCUCUAACCAAGACAAGUCCCCCCGUGUGAAGCAGAUGUCAGGCAGGAACAUCCUGGGCUCCCAGAACAGGUUUGAGGAAGAAGGCUGGCAGUGUACAAGAAGCAGAGCUUUGACAGACAGCAUGCUGGAACUGGGGGAGCAGAUGUGUCGUGGUGAGAGACACCGUGCUGUGCUGCACUCCCUACAGACAAGGGACAAGUGUCUGUCACCUGCCUGUUGCUGUUGCUGUGAUGGGAAGCCAUGCUGCUGCCUCCUGGGAUUGGGCUCAUCGAAGGAGGAGGGAGUUGUUCAGAGUUUGUUUGUUGGGUGUGACCUGACAGGACCAUCUGCAGCUGAAUCCACAGGUCCCAUGGCAGAGAGUGGUUUGCUUUUCAGUAACUCAGUAUGCAAGGAAAACUCGGGUGGCAGAGAGUGUGAUGCUGAUGUUGAAGGCAAUACUGGUAAUUCAGGAAAAUCCAACUCAAAUCAACAACCCAGUGUUGAGCUUGUGGCUCAGGAAAUACAUGCUGAUAUGCCUGGAAAGUGUUGUUUUUCAUGUGCAUCGUGCAUUCUCAGUGUGGAUCAUAUGGAUUAUGCAGUCCAGUCCCCCCCUGAAGAAAGCAGUUUGGUGUUGCAGCCCAUGUCAGGACUCAGGAAUGAAGAUGUCAGUCAUUCUGAAGACCCAGCAGACUCCAUUCUCAGCCAUGGGGAAGUAGGGUUGCUAAAAAACAAGUUAAUGCAGAGUACUUCUACACAAGAGACUUUUGCUGCAGGUUCAGGAUUUGCAACCAAAGAUAAUAAACCAGCAGCAAAUGCAACAAGCACCUCAGGCACAUCCAGCAGCAGCUCUCCAAGUGCUGUAUCUGAGAUAGAAAAAUGGCAGAGGGAAGCCCUAGAAAAGGCACAACAGGCUGUAAUUCAGGCCCAUCAGCAGCAGAUGGAUGAAAUGGCAUCCUUGUGCUUCAAGGAAGAGUGCUUGAUAAAUCAGAUGUCAGCAAUGGAUUUUCAGAAUUUCGUGACCAAGCUGGAUGAAAUCCUGGUACUGAAGUCAAAGUGCAUCCACACGAUGCGAGCCCAGCUACAGCUCUGUACAGCCUCUCCUGGAACUGAUGUGUUGCUGCAAACACCUCCACCAGUUUAG
This is a messenger RNA of Calypte anna (Anna's hummingbird), 4257 nucleotides long. It is a transcript of the gene KIF24, whose product is annotated as kinesin family member 24. The record is from RefSeq and is a predicted model, not a curated record. The coding region runs from base 1 to 4257 and encodes 1418 amino acids. Gene Ontology annotation, biological process: microtubule-based movement. The transcript is spliced from 12 exons. Lineage: Eukaryota; Metazoa; Chordata; Aves; Apodiformes; Trochilidae. Gene Ontology annotation, molecular function: microtubule motor activity; microtubule binding; ATP binding.